Molecule: messenger RNA, 2681 nt
Organism: Meleagris gallopavo (turkey)
Lineage: Eukaryota; Metazoa; Chordata; Aves; Galliformes; Phasianidae
Source: RefSeq, a predicted model, not a curated record
CACUUUCUUUUUAUAUUGCUCGGUUCAAAUGAUGACUUUGGGCUUCCCUUACAUUUUUCUCUACUUUGAUGAUUUUUUUGUUGUAAUAGGUUUUCACAACCGUGUGUCAUGGUCGAAAACUAAAAAUGAAAGCAGAGGGGAACAUACCGAAUCUGUCAAGGACGACUAUGUGACCCAAGUUCUCUUUAAACUAGAAUUGCCUACUGCACGUUCAGCUGUCUAAUAUUUAGGACCCUGCCUCCUGCUCUCAGCUUUCGGUCCCAGCGUUGCCGUCCCGAGCUGCUGCAGGGCUCCGGGCAGCAAAUGAGGCUCAGCAGCCUCAGCCUGGUCCCCAUCACCUCCUCGUGCCCCAUCGUGAUGGUGGAGUUGCUCACAGGGGACACAGAACACUCAGAGAUGAAACCGGGGGUGAGGAGGUGCUGCUGAAAUCCCACCCGUAAGCAGAACCAGCGGCACUGCCCAGUGCUGCCAAAAGGGCCAAAGGACAGACGGGGUGUGUGGCAACCCGCUCCUAUUUUGGGAGCAGAUACAAGCUCCUUUGCCCUUUUGCAGCUGUAAGAGAUUAUUUAGUUUUCGUUGUCUCAAAGUUUGCUGGGGACACAGAUGGACUUGUUCAAGUCUUGGACAAGUCCUGGGCAACGGUUGUGAAAUCCUUUCUCUGAAGGACAUAGAUGAACAAGAUGGACAAGUCCAGGCAAGUCCUGGGCAAAGGUUAUGAAAUCCUUUGUCUGGACAACUUUGAUGGACAAGGCCAGGUGCAAGGAGAGGGAGAUAGGCUGCAGCUAAGUAGCUGUGAAGUGGUCUUUUCUGUGGACUUACGUCCAGGAAGAUGGCCAUCUCAGGAAGUGCUGCUGCACAUGACUCUUACCCAAGCUGCUCCAUUUUGAGCAGCUGAAGUUAGAAAAAAGCACAGUGUAUCUGGCUAUUAUUCAGAGUAUUUCAUUAGAAACUCGUGUCCAUGGAGGUUUACAAAACCUUCCGGCUACUGCCGUGUCGGCUUCCUGCUUUGUUGGAGUGGCACAUGGAGGAAUUCUCUGAGCUUUGACCCUCUGCCUUGAUGAGAUCCAUAUCUAAGAAAUCCACCAGGGAAUCCACCAGGGCACACUGGGAAGCCUACGGCAGUGCAGGGGAAAGGCAUUGUGACAUCACAGAGCAGGACAUGACAUCAAUCUUUGUCGAGUCACACUGGCAGCCUCCCCCAGCUCAGACACGUGGAGCGGCCGCUCCGUCCUGGUGGUCACUGCUGGAGCACUGCUCUGGGUGACAGCCAUUUGUGUAUUGUGAUUGUUCUUUGGGAGAGAACAGGAUGAAGUUCAGCCUGACUCUCUUCCUGGCCAUCGCUCUGACCCUGUCUCCAUUUGCGGGACAUGGCCCUGGCUGUGUCAGCUGUCUCAGCUGGGUCUGGAAUUGGGACCAAAAGCUGGAUGUUCCCGAGGAGCAGCACCCAGUGGGGACCGAGAGCCAGACCUCCACCUGGCUCUGCUGGCUUGGCCUAACGCCCUGCCCCGACAGAACUGAGGGCAGGAAGAAUAACCAGCUCCUUCCUGAGGAGCAGAAUCCAGUGCGGACCGAGAGCCAGACCUCCACCUGGCUCUGCUGGCUUGGCCUAACGUCCUGCCCCGACAGGGCUGCGGCCACGAAGACAAACCAGGUCCUUCCUCAGGAGCAGCACCCAGUGGGGACCAAGAGCCAGACCUCCUACUGGCCCUGCUGGCUUGGCCCUUCCCAAUGGAUCGGGUACAAGAGCAGCAAGGUUGUCGUUCCACAGGGCCCAAAGCAGCAGUCCCCAGGCACCAAGCAGAAGGCCUACAGCUUGCCUGGCAUCGUGGGCCACCUUUGGGACAACCUUGUGCAAAGGACAACCUGGCUCCUUACAGAUACCUUGAUUGCCAUCUGCAUUUUGGGCCUUCAGAGUAUUGCCAGCAGCCUCUGGAGAAGAUUAAGAAGGCCUCGGGCACAGGCUCUUCCAGCUCCAAACGAAGACCAGAUUCAACAUCUCUCGGGACAAAAUGCUUGCACCUCCCAGAAGAGUGAGCUGGCCUGCUUCUACCCACGCCUGGCCUCCAAAUCAGAGACAGGGAAGACUGGCUUAAUUAACUUGGGAAACACUUGUUACAUGAACAGUGUCAUCCAGUCUCUUUUCAUGGCUUCGGACUUUCGGCAUUCCGUGUUGAAUUUAACUGAGGGCAUCUCCCAGCCCCUGAUGGCAGAACUCCAGUGGCUCUUUGCACUUUUGGAGCACAGUCAGGUAAUUAUUUCGUGUUCUAGUUACUUGCUUAGACUGUCGGCUGUGGAACGGCUCGUCUCCAAGUAGCUUCCUGCCAACUCCAAUGUGCUGAUAAGGAGUCGUGGAUCUGGGUGUGUGUUUGUAACGGGACCAGUUUUGUUGACAGGAAAGAGGCUAACUUUGGGGGCGGAGCAGGCAAAGUGAGUCUGGAGCUCCUGUCAUCCGUGAAAGUGAGCUGUGUUCACACCAGGCUGCCUCUGGCCAUCCUGGCUUUGACGGAUGCCAUAACUCAUGGUUUUGACAAUGAAAUCCAUUUGGUAGUAGUUUGUAUGCGUGGCCAACUGAAAAGCCUGUUGGUGUAAAACAGCACUUUUUGUUUCUUGCUGUGCAGCAAGGAAGAAGACUGGAGCAAGCUGUUUGUCCCCUUGCCUCGCUGCAAACUGCAGUCAGUCAG